GUCAACGAGUGUCAUCCAGGCCCUCGAAUCAUCGACGAAGUGCGUUGGAGAGACCAUCAGGUCAACGGCGGUACGUCUGCCUUGGCUGUAUGUGACACUCCAGUGACCUUGCAAGAUAUCUGGGACCAAGCUGAACUCAGAAGAGCCCUGCAAUCCCACCCGAUGCAUCCGUUCAAUCAGCCACCGCUGCACCUUAUCGAAGAGGGGACUCUCACCGUUUAUCCCCCCAUUGACCCUCCACGGGGACCCCCUAUCUAUGUAGACGAGGGGCCGUUGAAGGUUGUUCCAAAUGAGCCAGCGUCGUCGACGUACCGCUCUGACGAACAUCAACCCCUUCGUGCUGAUCCUCCUUGGAUCGAUUAUCGGCCGCCCUCAUUUCAGUCGAGAACCCGCAAGUUCUUUACCCCGGAACAUUCUCAGCUCCCGAAUCGACGGCAGACGAACCAGCCUAAUAUGGCUUCACCACUUAUUCGAGAAAUGCUUCUGACUUCUCAGGCUCGUCUUCAGAAGAAGGUUCCGGACCAACAGCUCCAGCCUACGGAGCAGGGUCGACGUGAGAUUUGGGCAGCUCGGAAGUUUCAGAGCCAGCAGACAGCGGAUUGGUUUUCUCAGCAGCAUAUGGCACCCCAGGCAAAUGACCAGGUCAGUUCUCGAUCUGGUAUUUCGACAACGCUGCUCCAACACACGGAAUCUUCCGCAGAACAUUCCAGUUAUCGUGCCCAACAGCUGCGCGAGCCACUACACCGGCGACAACUGGAGCUUGGUCAGCCGAUGCAGCCGCAGCGCUAUCUUCUGUAUGAACAGCCGAACCAUCCUCAGCAGCAGCAGCACGGUCAGGGAGCUAAGGGUGGUUUGUAUCCUGUCAUGCGAAAUGCAGUCGAAAAAUAGGAUUACGGUUACAUGAGCGCCAUACUUCUAAGCGCUGAGCUUACUGCCCAGCAGUUUGGUGGAUUGUUGGCCUAUUCCGCUGUUCAGGACAAGACCACCAACUGCAACGAAGGGCUGGAGGGUGUAUAUACACACAUUGUUGAAGGCGGUCUAAAACGCCGGCCGCAGUCGCUUCGUUUCGUGCAAGCGUUUCGAUCCGGUUGAAAGGUAUGGCAAUGUAUGGAGGAGACAUGGGGCCGCCGCCAGUUGAAGUUUGUUUCCUGGCCACUGCACAAAUGCGCUCCAUUUGUCGUAGGACCCUGACUAUGGCAAGGGGUAGCGUUAAGACGACUAUAUGGGACCAUAGAUUCUACGUUGACAGUAAAUGAAAAUUGUAGAAAGGCCGUAUAUCAUCUUUAGGAACAUGAACUGGAUAAGUGGGCUUGUGACGAACCGCGUCCAGUUGAGGGAUGAUAGCAAAGCGAACAGCGUGACACAUUGCGUUACUCAAUACGUUCAAAAGACGUCGAUGUGAAGGCACAUAAGGACCCCAUCUCAGCGGUUGACUAACGACUCCUUCCGGCGAAGUGAAGAGAUACGCUUGACCUUUAUGGGCCCCAACUAAC
This is a messenger RNA of Colletotrichum destructivum, 1493 nucleotides long. RefSeq lists its product as uncharacterized. The transcript has a single exon. The coding region runs from base 163 to 888 and encodes 241 amino acids. The record is from RefSeq and is a predicted model, not a curated record. Lineage: Eukaryota; Fungi; Ascomycota; Sordariomycetes; Glomerellales; Glomerellaceae.